AUGACCACCACCAACGGCGACUCUAACGCCGCUUCGUCUUCCGAACUCGAGCUCGCGAUCCACGUCGAGGACCUGCGCUUCGCGUAUCGCCCCGUCGACGCACCCGAACUUGAACCCGUGCUCGAGCAUGUCAACUUGAACCUCCCCAAAGGAGCGAGGUGCAUUCUCGUGGGUGCCAACGGCGCUGGUAAGCUUCCCAGGCAGCGGCUGGAAUGGGUGCUGCACCUCGUCGGCGCUGCCUUCGACGAUCGUCAAGGGCGCCGACGGAUCCUUGAUGACGUCGCGAGAGGGGUUGAUCUCCGACUCCAAUGCGCGCACGUGACAACCCCAUGAAGAGCCUUGCAUCCUCCCCUGCGCCAUCCCCCCAAUGCCAUAAACAAGAGUCCUUGCCAUACACUUGCUGACCAUAGUCAUUCGACUACAUCUGGGCUGGCAGGUAAAUCGACGCUCCUGCAAAUCUUGGCCGGAAAGCGUUUGACCCGAUCCGGUGCCAAAGUCCUCGGCCAAGACGUCUUCUUCUCGACCCCUAGAGGUGUCACAUACCUCGGUCAGUUUGAAAUGAGGGCCGAUGCUACCCUGCGGCUCAGCUGACCGAAUCUCAUCCUGCUCUUCCCACUGCACUGCUUCAACAGGAACCGAAUGGGCCGCGAACCCUGUAGUUCGGUCUGACCUCAAGGUUUCUCACUUUCUGUGCGUCGAAUCUAUGCAUCAAUGGCAUUUUGCUGUGUUGCUCAGCAUCUGAGGCUGAGCCCCCACAUCCUGGGCUUGACUUGAAAACUCAUUAGCGACUCGGUUGGAGGGUACCGAAAUGCCGAGCGAAGAGAUCACCUCUUGGACAUCAUGUGAGUCCAGCUCGAGUUGGCUGUAUAUCUCUGGAUGGGAUCGCUUAUACAGAUUUUAUGCCUCUUUCAGGGAUGUUGACUUGGCAUGGCGAAUGCAUGAAGUCUCGGACGGCGAACGGAGGCGAGUUCAAAUCGUUGCUGGAUUGAUGGCUCCGUGGGAUCUGCUCUUGCUCGACGAAGUGCGUCUUCACUCGAUUCUCCUCCUCAUCAGAUCCUUUACUGAACCCCUGAUUACCCCCAUUCUCUUCUCCAGGUUACCGUCGAUCUCGACGUGCUCGUGCGUUCUCGCCUCUUGUCAUUCCUGAUCGAAGAAACGCAACAACGCAACGCCUCGAUCCUCUACGCGACGCACAUCUUCGAUGGACUCGACGCCUUCCCCACGCAUCUCUGCCACAUCCAACUCGGAUCGACCGUCCCUCCUUCACCUCUCGCAUGGCCGAUUCAAUUCCCUUCCGAGGAAGGAGCGACCGUAGCUGGAGUUCCGAAGGGAGUGAGGGAACGGAUGGAAGAUCCGGGGAGGAAUGGGUCCAAGAUGUUGGAAUUGGCUUUGGCGUGGUUACAACAGGAUCGUCAGAAGCGUGAAAGUGGCGAGAUCGCGAGGGAUGGGAUGAGGAAACGCGGAGCUAAAGAAGUGACGGAGAGUGAGGCGUUUUACAGAAAGUGAGUCUCGCGAGUCGGUUCAGAUUCGAGUCACGCCCGGAAACUGAUGGAUAGGAUCUUUCAUCGUGCUGCAGGUAUGAUUAUUCGCAUUAG
Molecule: messenger RNA, 1595 nt
Organism: Microbotryum saponariae
Lineage: Eukaryota; Fungi; Basidiomycota; Microbotryomycetes; Microbotryales; Microbotryaceae
Source: the annotation of a GenBank genome assembly